Myodes glareolus (Bank vole) is the source of this 3069-nucleotide messenger RNA. Lineage: Eukaryota; Metazoa; Chordata; Mammalia; Rodentia; Cricetidae. The record is from RefSeq and is a predicted model, not a curated record.
GUUACUGGAAAGAUAUGGAGCCAGAAGACUCUGCAGAAACAGUGAGAACCAGAGGGAAUGAAUCAUUCGUCAUGUUGACAGAAUUGGAAGGAGAUACCCUCUAUCACCUCACAGUCAGGGCUUACAAUGGAGCAGGAUAUGGGCCACCCAGCGGGGAAGUGAGUGCCACCACUAAGAGACACCCCCCAAGCGAGCCUCCUGGCAACCUCAGGUGGGAGCAGCAGGGGUCUCAGGUUUCCCUAGACUGGGAGCCUGUCAGACCUUUAGCCAAUGAGUCUGAAGUCAUGGGCUAUAAGGUUUUUUAUAGGCAAGAGGGUCACAGUAAAGUUCAGGUUAUUGAAACUCAGAAACCUCAAGCUGUAGUACCUCUCCCUGAGGCUGGAGUCUACAUUAUUGAAGUUCGAGCAUACAGUGAAGGAGGGGACGGAACAGCUAGCACCCAAAUUAGGGUGCCUUCAUAUUCAGGUGGGAAAAUCACGAGCGCUCAGUCAUCCCUGCACUCUCUCUCCAUGUGGUCCUCAGUAACACUGUUCUUGGCUUUGAUGCUUCCUUCCAGUUCCUGGUGAAAGCUGCUCAUGGAGUUUGCUUUUCUUUGCUUUAGCUUGAGAAAGCAGCAGUGGACAGAGCGCAGAGAGAGCGGAGACCCAGGAUCCUGAGAAAUGCUUUGAAUGUAUGGGACUACAGACACUGCACUCUCAGGAGCUGGGGGAGAAUAUGAGUUACCCAUCAGGUUUCUCUUUGAAUUUUGUAAAUGGAAAGGACAGUUCUUGGUCCAAUAAAAAUAUGCAGAUUGUAUGUAAUGAAAUUUUGUAAGCAAAGGUAAUUUCUGUCAGAUGUAUUCUUAAUUUUUUUAAUAUGUUGGAAUUUGACUUUCUAUUUGGUGACUGAAUGCCAUCCAUUGGUUAAGAGGUGGCCUUUAUCAGCCUACACAAAAGCAAAUACAAAUCCAAGAAGGUAACAUGUUCUCAAGACUCUGAGUCUGAUGUUUUCCAAAGUUCCCAUGAGAUCACUGCUUCAACACAAAGCCAGCAGGAAAUAUGAAAAAUUGCUUCAGUUAUUGGGGUCCAUGAUAGGGUAAAUUCAUAAAAUAAUUCUCAAAAACUGUGGUAUGACUGGAUAGCAAAAUAGCAACAUUUAUCUACUAGGUGAUUCUACAUGUGCCCAGAGAGUUAGGUACUAAGGUAGGAAUUUACAUUAGAGGAAGUUAAAUAGAAAGUGAGUCCAAAUGGAUUUCUUGUUUCCCAUUGAGUGACAUGUGACCUAAUAGCAAAUACAGCCCAUGUUUAAUGCCGAAAUAGAGUUUGACAUCACAGAAAUAGUGCCUGCUGAGAACUGCAAUGGCAAACGCCACGGGUGCAAAUAUAAAAGGGGGAUGCCCCUCUUCUCCACCCACUGUCAAUAUGGAGAUGGAAUCGAGUCCAAGGCUUUAUCCUUUUUGCAAAUGAUUUUAAUGACAGUUGGUGGAAAAAAUAAUGAAGCAAAUGAUUCAAACAAAAAUAUCUAAGCUUUCAGAUACUGCUAUAUAUAUCAUAUGCCACUUAAAAAUGUUUCCCAACUACUGUGUAAUAAAGAGGUUCUACUAGGUUCAAUGAUGUUCUAAAAGCUGAGCUGUGGGAACAUGGCUUUGCCACAGGGCUUCAGCUAGUCUAGCCAAAGUCUGCAUUGCUGGAUUCCAUGCCUUCAGAGACAAUCCCAUUAACUAAUUCAAGAAUUCAAAUUCAGCCUAAGAGAUAAUUCACAGAAAAGCAAAGUGAGAUACUCUUACUUCAGGAUCGAUAGGACAAAGAGCGCAAUGAUGCACAAGGGUGGGUAUCAUAUCUAUGAAGAUUCCAGAAAGAAUACUUAUAGUAACCUCACUUUCCAGAAAUACCCUGAGAUGCUGGCUAUUUGAGUAAUACUCAUAGGAGGACGAAAGUUAGAUUCUAUUGCUCUGACAUAACAUUAUCUAAGUAACUUUGUAUGCAUCAUGAAUAACAAAAAUAAAUAAAUAAAAGAAAGAGAGGGAGGGAGAGAAAGAGAGAGAGAGAAAGAAAAUACCGUGCUUAACUCAGUGAUGCUUGGGGUGUCUAGUAAGAAAAUCCUCAAAGCACUUUCAGAUUGCAGUGAGACUGUAUGCCAGUUAUUCAUAUUUUCUUUGGAUAAAAGUGUCUCCCAGACAGCUCUAAGUAAAGGAAAGACAAUGUGAAAGAUUGUUUUAGUCAACAGACUGUUACAGUAAAUACUAAGACAGUAACUAUUCAAACCUAUGAAUAAUAAAACCACGUGGCCUUUCUGAUGUGCCUCCCGGGGAAUAGGAGAGGCUGAAUUUCACAAAUAGAAAGCAAAAGAUGAGUUUCCCCAAGAAUGGUGUCACUUGCAGAAACAAAUCAUGCAUCUGAUAAAAGUGUAGAAUGGUAUUUUUUAAAAAAAUACGUUUUUCAUAUUUGGUGAAUUGAGACAUUUUCUUCAUUUAUUAUUGACGUUUUCUUCUAGACUUACUGAAGAACCUUAAGAAUCAACUUCUUAACUAAAUUCUUCUAAAAUAAAACCUAAAAUAUAAAAAUGUCAAAACAUGGGAGAUUCUGAUUAAUCAAUAUUCCCAAAUCACUGGUGCAUCUCUACCCAAAUAUCCAGAUCCCAAACAUCUGAUGCCACAUUCUCGCACAAGUCAGAGAUGUGGGAUGUUUUUACUCAACAUGCACAAAAUAUGCAUUUUGCAUCAUGAACCUAUUUAAAAUAAAACAGGUUUUCACUGUAUCUGCGUUUCUGUAUCCAUAUUUGUUAUUUUGUAGCAAACAGACAGCAUUCUUAUCAAGGAGUAUUAUUUUUCAACAACAGUACAGAGAAAGCUUUUUCUCUGGUGGAAUGGAGUCUUACAUCACUAUAGAGACUGUAAUUUUUAUAACACCCAUUGAACCAUAAGAAAACAGCACUCCUUAUCAUGAGACAAUUCAUGACAGCAAAUGUUUUGCAUAUGUAACUGAAGGUACUGUGGACUCUGUGUCAAACCAUUAAAUAUAUUGUAUACAAUCUGUAUAUAUACUAUAUAUAAUGGUAUAUAUCGUGUGGAAGACACAGUAAGACAAUAGU